Molecule: messenger RNA, 3026 nt
Organism: Phaethon lepturus (White-tailed tropicbird)
Lineage: Eukaryota; Metazoa; Chordata; Aves; Phaethontiformes; Phaethontidae
Gene: PLXNB2
Product: plexin B2
Exons: 21
Biological process (GO): negative regulation of cell adhesion; positive regulation of axonogenesis; semaphorin-plexin signaling pathway involved in axon guidance
Cellular component (GO): semaphorin receptor complex
Molecular function (GO): semaphorin receptor activity
Source: RefSeq, a predicted model, not a curated record
UUUGACCAUCUUCUCUUUGCAGGAACCUCAUCCUUCUCAAAUAAGACCUGAAAGUGGUCCACAAGCAGGAGGAACCAUGCUUACCAUCACCGGAACAAACCUGGCCACUGGUUCCAAGAAGGACGUUCAAGUUUCAGUCGGUAGCCAGCCUUGCAAUGUCACUGAAUUUGGAGACGAGAUCAUUUGCAUUACAGGACCUAAUAGCAAGGUUGAAGCUGUUCAAGUCACAAUGCACUAUGGGGGCACAGCAAUUACUGUACCACAGCCAUUUUCAUACAGUGAGAAUCCUACUGUCACCAAGUUCCUGCCAGUAAAUAGCUUCAGCAGUGGAGGGAGAAAUAUUACAGUAACUGGAACCGGUUUUGAGCUCAUCCAGAGUUUCUCGUUGGUGGUAUAUGCAGAGCGUCCAGAAGCAGGGAAAACGAAUCUCAAAAGGUUUGAUGGAAAGCUUGUUACAAGACUCAAUGAAACCACGGUGGUUUUUUCUUCCCCACCAAUACUGGAAGACCCAGAAAACUAUAAUAUUACCACUAUUAUUCUAAUGGAUCAUUAUCAUUUGGUUGUAAAAAAUGAGAGCCACUCCUUUGCCUAUGUUGCAGACCCAACCUUUGAAAACUUCACAGAUGGCAUCAAAAAACAAGUCAACAAACUUAUUAAUGCAAAGGGCAGUAACCUGAACAAAGCCAUGACGAUAGACGAGGCCCAGGCUUUUGUGGGUGACGAGCCUUGCAACAUAAAAACACUAACUGAAACGGACUUAUAUUGUGAGCCACCAGAAGUACAGCCGCAACCAAAGAAACGGCAGAAGAGAGAUACCAUCAAUAACCUUCCUGAAUUCAUUGUGAAGUUUGGACUCCGGGAAUGGAUCCUCGGAAGGGUGGAAUAUGAUACGCGUGUGAGUGACAUCCCACUGAAUCUUAUUUUGCCAUUGGUACUUAUUCCUAUGAUAGCAAUCAUCGUCAUUUCUAUCAUCUGUUACAGACGCAAGAGCCAACAAGCAGAACGAGAGUAUGAAAAAAUUAAAUCACAACUUGAAGGCCUGGAGGAGAGUGUCAGAGACCGGUGCAAGAAAGAAUUCACAGAUCUAAUGAUAGAGAUGGAGGAUCAAACAAAUGAUAUCAAUGAAGCUGGAAUUCCAGUACUGGACUACAAAACCUACACAGACAGAGUCUUCUUCUUGCCCUCCAAAGAUGGAGAGAAAGACGUGAUGAUCACGGGGAAGCUGGAUAUUCCUGAGGCCAGGCGACAGACUGUGGAGCAGGCUUUGAACCAGUUCUCCAACCUCCUCAAUAGCAAAUCAUUUCUCAUUAAUUUUAUUCACACGCUGGAAAACCAAAGGGAAUUCUCUGCUCGAGCUAAAGUGUAUUUUGCAUCUUUACUGACAGUUGCUUUACAUGGAAAACUAGAAUACUAUACUGACAUCAUGAGGACGCUGUUCUUGGAACUGAUGGAGCAGUAUGUUGUGGCCAAAAACCCAAAGCUAAUGCUAAGAAGAUCUGAAACGGUUGUUGAGAGAAUGUUGUCUAACUGGAUGUCUAUUUGUUUAUAUCAGUACCUCAAGGACAAUGCCGGGGAGCCUCUUUAUAAAUUGUUCAAGGCUAUCAAACACCAGGUAGAAAAAGGCCCAGUGGAUGCUGUGCUAAAGAAAGCCAAGUAUACAUUGAAUGACACAGGCUUACUGGGAGAUGAUGUAGAGUAUACACAGUUGACAGUAAAUGUAUAUGUACAAGAUGGAGGAACCGAUUCCAUACCUGUGAAAGUGCUGAACUGUGAUACUAUAUCACAAGUAAAGGAAAAGAUAAUAGAUCAAGUCUAUCGAAAUCUGCCGUGUUCUCAGUGGCCAAAAGCUGAAAGUGUAGUUCUUGAGUGGCGUCCAGGUUCUACUGCACAGAUCCUCUCAGACUUGGAUUUAACAUCCCAAAGAGAUGGCAGAUGGAAACGUAUCAACACACUAAUGCAUUAUAAUGUCCGAGAUGGUGCCACACUCAUCUUAUCAAAAAUGGGAAUUUCCCAGCAGCCAGAGGAUAAUCAGCAAGAUGUCCCAGGGGAGAGGCAUGCACUCCUGGAAGAUGAAAAUAAGGUCUGGCAUCUAGUCCGGCCAGUAGAUGAAAUAGAUGAAGGUAAAUCAAAGCGGGGCAGCGUGAAAGAAAAAGAGAGGACCAAAGCUAUUACAGAAAUCUACCUGACCAGACUUCUUUCUGUGAAGGGGACACUUCAGCAGUUUGUAGAUAACUUCUUUCAUAGCGUGCUCAACUCAAACCAUGUGGUGCCACCAGCUGUGAAAUACUUCUUUGACUUUCUUGAUGAGCAAGCAGAAAAACAUGACAUCAAGGAUGAAGAUACCAUUCACAUCUGGAAAACAAACAGCCUGCCUCUUAGAUUCUGGGUAAACAUACUGAAAAAUCCCCAUUUUAUCUUUGAUGUUCAUGUUCAUGAAGUAGUGGAUGCUUCCUUGUCAGUCAUUGCACAGACUUUCAUGGAUGCUUGCACAAGAACAGAGCACAAAUUAAGCAGAGAUUCUCCGAGUAAUAAAUUACUUUACGCAAAAGAAAUCUCUAACUAUAAGAAAAUGGUGGAAGAUUACUACAAAGGUAUUCGUCAGAUGGUGCCAGUUAGUGACCAAGACAUGAAUACCCAUCUAGCAGAGAUUUCUAGGGCACAUACCGAUUCCUUAAAUACACUUGUGGCUCUACACCAACUCUACCAGUAUACUAACAAAUACUAUGAUGAGAUUAUAAAUGCACUUGAAGAGGAUCCAGCUGCACAAAAAAUGCAGCUUGCCUUCCGUUUACAGCAAAUAGCAGCUGCGUUAGAGAAUAAAGUGACUGACCUUUGACUCAAAAGCCGCAAUAAAGAAAUCUGAUCUGAAGAUGUUCAAAUUCAUUCUUCCUGUUAAGGAAAUAGUGUUCUAUUUUUUAAUGUAUAAUUACAACUUUAAAUGAAAGAUUUCAUGUUUUUUUGAUAGCAGAGGUGUAAUGUAAAAAAUUUUUACUGUAAAUUAUGCUUCUAAUUAAAAGCUGUGUUGU